UGGCCGACAAGAUGCCCCGGGGGUGUGGAUGACCUGAUGUCUAGCUUCCCGAACAGCUCAGCCCGCAUGCCGCCACCUCGCUAGGACCAGGACCCCUCCUGAAGGGGCUGCCUGGGGUCCUUCCCCGCACACACCACUCUCCAGACCCUGAGCCUGGGCCUCGCGCAGGGGAGGUGCAGGAGUGAGCUUCCCGCGCCCUCGGAGCAAGCAAGCCGUGGACGGUGGGUGCGGGGUAGGAAACAUUCUCCCCAAGCACUUCAGCAAAAUGACCAGCCUGUUCCGCCGGAGCAGCAGCGGUGGCGGGAGCGGUGGGAGCGGGGCCGCCGGGGCGCGGGGCCCCGGGACUGGGGCCGGGGCCAGAGGAGGCAGCACUGCCGCCCCGCAAGAGCUCAACAAUAGCCGGCCAGCUCGCCAGGUGCGGCGUCUGGAGUUCAACCAGGCCAUGGACGACUUCAAGACCAUGUUCCCCAACAUGGAUUACGACAUCAUCGAGUGUGUCCUCCGUGCCAACAGCGGCGCCGUGGACGCCACUAUCGACCAGCUGUUGCAGAUGAACCUGGAGGCGGGGGCCGGCAGCCCCUACGAGGACAGCUCGGACUCCGAGGACAGCAUCCCUCCCGAGAUCUUGGAAAGGACUCUGGAGCCCGAUAGCUCUGACGAAGAGCCGCCGCCUGUGUACUCUCCGCCUGCCUACCACAUGCACAUGUUCGACAGGCCUUACCCGCUGGCUCCCCCAACCCCACCUCCUCGGAUUGAUGUUCUGAGCUCAGGACCCCCUGCAAGUCAGAGGCGCUACCGGAACUGGAACCCACCGCUACUGGGCAAGCUCCCUGAUGACUUCCUGCGUAUUCUGCCCCAGCAGCUAGACAGCAUGCAGGGUAACCCUGUGAGUGGAGAGGGAAGCAUACCUCCUGUCCCUGCGCCGAUGGCUAGCGACCAGGACAGCCGCUGGAAGCAGUACUUGGAGGACGAGAGGAUUGCGCUUUUCCUGCAGAAUGAGGAGUUCAUGAAGGAACUACAGCGCAACCGGGACUUCCUCCUUGCACUGGAGAGAGAUCGCUUGAAGUAUGAGUCCCAGAAAUCCAAAUCUAGCAGUGUGGCUGUCGGAAAUGACUUUGGCUUUCCCUCUUCGGUCCAAGGAACCAGUGAUCCCAACCCUGCUGUGUCUGAAGAUGCCUUAUUCAGGGACAAGUUGAAACAUAUGGGAAAAUCCACCCGGAGGAAGCUGUUUGAAUUGGCCCGGGCCUUCUCGGAGAAGACCAAAAUGAGGAAGUCAAAGAGGAGACACUUGCCAAAGCAUCCGUUGCUGGGGGCUGCUGCGUCAACGGCCAACCUCCUGGAUGACGUUGAGGGCCAUGCUUGUGAUGAAGACUUCCGAGGAAGGCGGCAAGAGAUGUCCAAGGUGGAGGAGGCCCUUCGGGAAGGACAGUAGUGGUGUCAGCAGCUCUGCUUCGCCAGAGAUGUUCUGACCCGGUGAGGGCUGCCAGACAGCAACACCGGCACCCAGCUGAAGGGCCCAGCUGCAGCCGGACAGAUGGUGCUUGCAUAUGAAGGCCCAGGGCUCUCCGGCCACAGUCCAGCUCAGCCACUGCCAUUUACUGCGGGACUCAGAACUUCGGAGUUGCCAUCCUGAGAUUGGAAGAGGGACCUGGGGCCCCAAAGGCAGCAGCCAGUGACCAGCCCCCUUUUAUAGCCAGGCUUUUCUGUGGGCAAUGAACAGAAAUACAGGAACCACCCCUUCCCUGCUUUAAAGGAAAAACAAAACAAAAAUCCCAGGAAGCACAAAGAUUGAAGUUUGGGGAAAGCAAAGGAUGACACUACCAGAGGCUCUUGGGCCUGAAGGAGGAGUUCCUGUCCCCCUUCCUCACCUCUCCUGGCAGGCCACAGGCUGCCUGAUCUACCCCAUUCCCAGAUUCCUUGAGGUACUCCUCCUCCUUUUCUUCCCAAGCUCUCCUACAUCCCAGCCUUUCCCCUGGCAACAGACCCUCCCCACAACCCCUGCUCUGCUAGGGACAGCCCUGGGCAUCACAAGGUGGAAUCUGCUGCCUGCCCUCUCUGGCUCAUUGAGCUACUUGUUAGGGGCUGGCACAGCCUGGCAACCUCCGCUUCACCAAGCAAGGAUGAGGAGGAUCCCCCCCUCCCUCCCUUCUCCCCUGCCCUGGAGCCCAAGGAGUCUUGUAAGGUCUUUAGUUUGGCCAAAGUCCAAAAGGCAGCGCUGGAUUCACACACACUACAUACAGUGGGGGCUCUUAGGAGCUGGGGUAGCUGGACUAGUCCGACUGUGUCCUAAGGGGGUGUGACAGCGGGAGACUCAGGGGUGACUCCGUCCAGAAGGUGGGGGGGGGCAGGACCUAGGUGAAGAAGUGGCCAGCCUGGCUGGGAGAAUCCAGGCGGCGGCGAUCUGAAAAGGAAAACUUUGAUUCCAUGAACUCUUAAAUGAACUCAACCGGCACCAACCACUGCCAAGGGGCGGGGGCGGGGCUCAUGGCCCCGGGGCCCGGACCUGGGAACGAGCUGGCCUUUUCCCGCCCAUCCGUCAGAUCGGGCAGCAGGAGGCUCCCGCUGCGGUGGAACUGGGGGUUGGGGGAGGGGAUCGGAAGUCUGGAGAGGGGCCUGAGAGAAAAGAUUACCCCAUCCCUGCUCGGAUUCAGGGGUAGGGUUGGGGGACCGAGCUGCCCCUCCCCCCGCAAUCCCUAGCUGGGCUGGGCGGCGCGGCCGGAGUGACCAAGUUUGGAAGCGUGCAGUUCGGCGGCGCGUGCAGCGGGAUCCGGAGCGCAGCCGCCAGCCAAGAGGAGGUGUCCGCCCUCCUGGAUCGCUCGCCUAGGAGCUCUUCCCUCCCGACCCGCCUUCCCCCGCCCCCCAGGCCGCUAGCUGUAGCUCCGGGCGGGGGAGUCUGGGCCUCCGGCAGUGGUCAGAGCGCGUGCGCCCUGGCGUGCAGGAGAAGCCGCAGCUCCAAGUCCGUGCGUGUGUGUGUGUGUGUGUGUGUGCGCGCGCGCGUGCGUGUGCGUGUGCUUUGUUAUCCUCCCCCCACCCCCGUCCCGUGUGUGGUUUGUGGUUUUUUCCUUGGAGCGGUUUCAUAGG
Messenger RNA from Dipodomys ordii (Ord's kangaroo rat), 3081 nucleotides. RefSeq names its product CUE domain containing 1 (gene Cuedc1). Gene Ontology annotation, molecular function: ubiquitin binding. Bases 266 to 1432 code for a protein of 388 amino acids. The record is from RefSeq and is a predicted model, not a curated record. The transcript has 10 exons. NCBI's taxonomy places the organism in Eukaryota, Metazoa, Chordata, Mammalia, Rodentia, Heteromyidae.